CUGUCUCUUCCAGCCGGGAUGUCUGUGAAAAGUGCAAAGGGAGGUCCAGAAGGUAGACCAUCAUCUGCUGCCAGCAUGUCUCCGCGAGGGGGGAGGGGUGCAGCGGCAGGCAGAUCACCUGCUCCAGGGAGAUUCAAAAACAAGGCCCUUCAGCUCAGCCUCUCCAAGAAAUUUUGCUCACAGUCACAAUCCCCCUCGGCCCAAGGGAAGCACUCUGGUGAGGGGGAGGUUCGUCGGCGCAGUAAAAGGAGCCUCAGCAACAGCUCAGCAGUCGCCGCUGCCUACAUCUCUUACCUCAAUAAACUCUUUGGACAGGAGAGAGAGCUGAUGCCAGAGGAGUUGGAUGAGCUGCAGGAGGCCUUUAAGGAAUUUGACUAUGAUGCGGAUGGCUUCAUCCAUUACAAAGAUAUCGCCGACUGCAUGAGGACCAUGGGCUACAUGCCUACAGAGAUGGAGCUCAUCGAGAUCAUCCAGCAAAUCAAAAUGAAAUGGGGUGGUCACGUAGACUUUGAUGAUUUCUGCGAGCUAAUGGGGCCGAGGAUGCUGGCUGAGACGGCUCAUAUGGUUGGGCUGAAGGAGCUCCGCUGUGCCUUCAAACAGUUUGACUGCGAUGGUGAUGGAAAGAUCACGUUUGAUGAGCUGAAGGAGGGCAUGAAGACCCUCCUCGGGGAGAAGCUGAAGAAAGGCGAGCUGGAGGAGAUCCUCGGCGACAUUGACCUCAACAAAGACGGCAACAUUGACUUUGAUGAGUUUGUUAUGAUGCUUUCUGCACGAUGACCUCUGAUGGAAUAAGAUGGAGCGAACAACGCUGGAUUCAUGAGCUGUGUACCAAUUUGUGACGACUGUCUCCUCCUCGCUAUUGUAUUUCUUUUUCUGUGGAAUUAUGCAUUUGAAAUGUCUGCCUGUUAAAAAAAAAAACAAUGCAUAAUAGAGUAAAAGAGAUCUGUUUAUAUUUUCAUAAUAAAAGUUGAGUUUGAGCAAGUGCAGAGGGUAAAGGGUGAGUUAUGAAACACUUAAAUGUAUGUAACAAUAAUGCUGCGCUGUUGCCUCCUUGUGGCU
This is a messenger RNA of Xiphias gladius (swordfish), 1059 nucleotides long. RefSeq names its product calcium binding protein 4 (gene cabp4). The record is from RefSeq and is a predicted model, not a curated record. Lineage: Eukaryota; Metazoa; Chordata; Actinopteri; Istiophoriformes; Xiphiidae. The transcript is spliced from 8 exons. Gene Ontology annotation, molecular function: calcium ion binding. The coding region runs from base 19 to 777 and encodes 252 amino acids.